Molecule: messenger RNA, 2428 nt
Organism: Panicum virgatum (switchgrass)
Lineage: Eukaryota; Viridiplantae; Streptophyta; Magnoliopsida; Poales; Poaceae
Exons: 10
Coding region: 118-1584 (488 amino acids)
Source: RefSeq, a predicted model, not a curated record
CCGAAUACCUCCACGCUCGACCCAAAAGUGUUCUCGGUACCAUCGGUACUGCUUAGGGGGGCUACGGAAGGUGAAUGCCAUCCGUUGCAGAAAGGAGGCAGACAGUUCUGUGCUGGUAUGGAGAGGAUCAAAAAGAUGGAUCAGAAAGGUGUGCCAGAUUCACAGCAAGGAAGGGGAUCGAUGGGGAGGCGUGGUUCGUCGGUACCACCUGGAGAGGUCGAUGCGACUUCCCGGUUUGAGCAGAAGAGCAUAUUGGUGCUGCCGACCGUCUGGAGCGGGGCGAGCACUUCGACCAUGCCGUUAAAUGCCAGAACCCGCAGCGAUGAGAUGAAAUUUCAGGAUAUUUGGUUCGAUGCUAGGGUCGAAUCAUGUGCAACAGCUAGCUGCAGCACGGGACAUUUAGGGGUGUUCGAUUUGAACAUCCCGUGUGCAAGUGUACCAACGACCGAAGUGGGUAGUGGGGUCAGCGAACUUCAGCAAAACAAAACUAAUGCUGCGCAAACAGACGAAAAAAUAAGAUUUGAGGUUGCAUUUGGGAGCCAUGACUGUGGUUCCAGUACCAAGGACAGUGCAAGCACUAGGUUUCCCCAAGGACGCUGUAGAGCAGACAAUGACACAUAUGUACUGAGGAAGCUGCAGUUUAAACAUGCUGAUGGUGGUUAUGAUUGUAGUUAUCUGGGGCACAUAAGUAGUCCUCCUAAUCAGAUAAACAGCAUUGCUUCUCUUGCAUCAGUCUGCGUGGGGCUUGGGAGCGGUUUUGUCGCUCCAAAUGAUACUGGCACAAAUGAAAGGAUGCAUGUAUCUGAUGCUAUUGACUUGGAUGUUGACACCCCUGCAGAACACCGGUCUGGUACGCAUACAUUUGACUUGAACAUUAUUCCUGAAGGAAAUCAUUUAGCUGUUUGCUGCAUAGCAAAUGAUACAACUGAUGAUAACAACACGGUGUCGUCGACAAUUGUUCCAGCUAUGCGAAGUAAGCAAGUGCCAUGGAAGAAACGGAAUACCAAAUUUGAAGGAGCAGAGUACAGGGAUCCUGUCCCAGGGAAGCAAAGUGCUCUGCAGCAAGCUCUCAUGAAAUUUGCAGACCGUCGGAAUGGGUACGUGAUCAACCCAACAGUUGGCACUGAGUUUGAUAAUUGUGAUGAAGGUUAUGAGUACUACAACCUGUACUCAUGGGAGUGUGGGUUCGGAAUACGUUGGGGGAAGAAGAGGUGGUCCGAGAAGAAGUGCAAAAAUGAUCAGAACAGAACAAAAAGAUAUCAGUUGGGCCAGGAGUUUUAUUGUAGUUGCCGUGGGAAUGCAGACCCAAAUGUGAAGACAAGCUCGUCAAAAACAAACUGUAAAGCAAUGUUGCGUCUGUAUCGGACAUCAAAUGAUGGUUGGAUUGUGGGAGAGCAUAUUUCCGAGCAUAAUCAUCCAUUAUCUGAAACCUGUGGUGAGAAGAAGCACUGGCCUUCACAUCAUCAUCUAGACAAAUACACAAAAGAUUUGAUCCGUAUGUUGAGGGAGAACAACAUAGGUAUAACAAAGCUAUAUACUAUCCUUGGAAAUUUUUUGGGUCGAUGCAAAAUGUGCCUGCAAUGAAAAGGUGUUUGAAAAGUGUUUGUCAGAAGAUUAACCGUGAGCAGGCAGAGGAUGAUAUUAAAAAAAACUUUGGAUUUGAUACGUGAUCUUCGUAAAAAUGACCUUGGAUUUCUGUACAGUGUGGAUACAAAUGAUGAAGGCAGAAUUAAAACUUUAAUGUGGACUAAUAGUCGUAGCAGGAUGCAGUAUGAGCAUUUUGGUGAUGUGGUCAGUUUUGAUACAACAUUCAAGACAAACCUCUAUGACAUGCCAUUUGGGUUAUUUGUAGGAGUAAAUAAUCAUUUUCAGACAGUGCUUUUUGCUGGUGUGCUUAUGACCAAUGAGAAAAUUGAAAGCUUCAAGUGGGUUUUCAGGGAGUUUGCAUUGUUGAUGGGUGGUAAAGAACCGAAGACAAUAUUAACAGAUCAAUGCCGCACAAUGGAAGUGGCAAUUGCUGAGGAAUGGCUGGGCACGGUACACCGUUGGUGCAAAUGGCAUGUUUUAAAGAGAGUCAAAGAGUGUUUGGGGCAAAAGUAUACAGGAAUCAAGGAAUUCAGAGAUAAAUUCCACAUGAUGUUGAAUGAGAUGCUGACAAUUGAGGAAUUUGAAAGUGCAUGGGACGCUCUGCUGAAAGAGUAUGGCCUGCAGAACAAUGCGUUUUUGGCACAGAUAUACGACACUAGGCACAAAUGGGUGAAAAGCUAUUUCAAGGGUGUCUUCUGUGCAAGGAUGACUAGCACUCAGAGAAGCGAAAGCGCAAACUACAUGUUGAAGAACAUUCUAUCACCUGCAUGCACACUCUGCCAGUUUAUGCAGCAGUACCUGAAAAUGCAGUACAUAAGAGAUGAAGAUGAGAAUUAUGAGG